AUGUGUGACAGAUUAGGCAUAAAAUUAAACUCAAUAGAUGUUCAGAUAGCAGGAAUAGGCGGGAAUAAAAAAAUCAGUAGAGAUAACGUAACAUUAACAAUAGAAUCCCGAAUCAACGAUUUUAGUUCUACCAUAUCAUGCUUGUUAAUAGAUUGUAUCACUCAAGACAUGCCCAAUAUCAGUAUCGACAGAUCACGGAUUUCUGUUCCCUCUCACAUUAAACUGGCGGACCCAGAUUUUGAUAGAUGUCGACCAAUCGAUAUGUUAAUUGGUUCAAGGUUAUUUUGGCAUUUGUUAUGUGUUGGCCAGCACAAAGCGCAAAGUAACUUAUUAUGGCAGAAAACACAAUUAGGUUGGGUUUUAGGAGGCCAAAUUGCCUGGCCCAUUCAAAAGAAGUUACCAAUUCAAAAAUGUUACCUCGUUACGAAUCAAGAGCUCUCAAAUCAAUUAGAACAGUUUUGGUCAAUUGAACAUUUAGGUUCAAAUAAAGAUAUUGAACUGGAUGAGUGUGAGAUACACUUCCAGGCAACUACACGUAGGGAUGUUACAGGCAGAUAUAUAGUCCAGAUUCCAUUUAAUGAGCAAUUAGGGAAAUUAGGAACAUCGCGACAACAAGCGGAAAAACGGUUUAGAUCCUUAGAAGCAAAAUUAUUAAGACAACCUGAUUUACGCGAUCAGUAUGUGCAAUUCAUGAGGGAAUAUGAGAAUUUAGGACAUAUGUCCCGGAUUUCCGUCCCAAAUUUAGAUCGGUGUGGGCAUUCAUUUUAUCUCCCUCACCACGCCGUUACCAAGAUUGAGAGUACAACAACGAAGCUUCGUGUUGUAUUUGAUGGUUCGACAAAAUCAAGUACGGGCAUCUCGCUGAACGACACUCAAAAGGUCGGCCCAACAGUCCAGAGCGAGUUAGUUGAAAUCCUUCUUAGAUUCAGAACACAUCAGUUUGUAUUGUCUGUAGAUAUAGAGAAGAUGUAUCGGCAGAUUUUGAUAGAGCCAGCUCAGCGAUGUUUUCAAAGAAUUUUGUGGCGUCCUGAUAACACUUCCCCAAUAGAAACUUUUGAAUUAAAUACGAUAACGUACGGUACAGCCUCCGCGCCAUUUUUAGCCACCCGCACAUUAAAACAGAUCGGUUUAGAAUGCGCACAAGAAUUUCCAGUUGUCAGUAGAAUAAUUAUCAACGAUUUCUACGUUGAUGAUUUGCUAACGGGGCUGGAUACAGUAGAUGAAUUGAGAUAUGUAAAAGAAAAGUUAUCGCAAAUAGUAGGACAAGCAGGUCUUAAAUUAAGAAAGUGGGCGUCCAAUUCCGCCGCACUUACAGAGCAGGGUUCCAACAUAGAACAUACAUAUAGAAUUGAGUGCAGACAAAGACCCAAAAACUCUUGGUCUUCACUGGUCAACGGUGGAGGAUGA
Megachile rotundata (alfalfa leafcutting bee) is the source of this 1407-nucleotide messenger RNA. RefSeq lists its product as uncharacterized. NCBI's taxonomy places the organism in Eukaryota, Metazoa, Arthropoda, Insecta, Hymenoptera, Megachilidae. The record is from RefSeq and is a predicted model, not a curated record.